AUGACUGUCGAGUAUCCAAAGAGAGUCCGAUGUGUGUUUUAUGGCUUCGGAAAAGGUGUCGCGUGCCUUCGGGAGACGCUGGGACUAGAGCUCGCGGGGGCCGAAAUCGCGCACGGUGCCUUCGGAGUUUCGUCGCGUCGGACGGAGGGUCCCGUCGCGAUGGAGGCUAGCAAUGAGAAGGUGCUGGCGCUCGCGCUGGUCAGGGAGGUUUGGAUUGUCUAUCAGAAAUUCUAA
Penicillium bovifimosum is the source of this 234-nucleotide messenger RNA. RefSeq lists its product as uncharacterized. NCBI's taxonomy places the organism in Eukaryota, Fungi, Ascomycota, Eurotiomycetes, Eurotiales, Aspergillaceae. The transcript has a single exon. The coding region runs from base 1 to 234 and encodes 77 amino acids. The record is from RefSeq and is a predicted model, not a curated record.